AUGGAAGAAUUACACAUCACUCCGUCGGGGAUCUUCUGGCAGGAUGGCUUCAUCACGCCGGAGCAUGAGAAGCAGCUCAUUCAGAUUUUCCGCAAUGAGCUCGAGUGGCCUGACCGUUCCGGCAGGCUAUCACUUCAUUAUGGCUACACCUUCGACUACAAGACCUUCGGUGUUGACCCAAACGUGCCGUAUAAGGACUUUCCAGAAUGGUUGCAGCCCUUGAUCCCGACCAGGGAGGGACGGCCCCCGGAGCAGGUCUGCCUACAGCAUUACCCACCAGGCGCAGGCAUCCCACCACACGUUGAUACUCACUCGGCAUACGACCAGCUUUACGCGCUCUCCCUUGGUGCCCCGGUCUUUAUGCAAUUUCAAAGAGGAGAUGAGAAGAUCGAAGUCGAUCUCACGCCACGGAGCAUGAUGCAGAUGUCGGGGGACUCCAGGCUUCAUUGGACCCACGGGAUCAAGAAGCGCAAGACCGACACCCUGGACGACGGCACCGUCAGGAGACGAGAGGAUCGGUGGAGCAUCACGUAUCGCUGGGUUCGGGAAAGCGGGGAAUGCGAGUGUGGAAACGAGAAGCUGUGUGAUACAGCGCAACGUCGUGUCGGCAUCGAGAAGGAGUACAGGUGGAAGAAGGAAGAUUCGAACGCAGCACCGGCAAGUAAAACCGUUGAACCUGAUAAUGCACGCACGUAG
This is a messenger RNA of Neoarthrinium moseri, 696 nucleotides long. RefSeq lists its product as uncharacterized. NCBI's taxonomy places the organism in Eukaryota, Fungi, Ascomycota, Sordariomycetes, Amphisphaeriales, Apiosporaceae. Gene Ontology annotation, biological process: oxidative demethylation. The coding region runs from base 1 to 696 and encodes 231 amino acids. Gene Ontology annotation, molecular function: oxidoreductase activity; demethylase activity. The record is from RefSeq and is a predicted model, not a curated record. The transcript has a single exon.